AUGGCCCCAGACUUGAAUUCUGUUCCAAGAUCACCUCGAGGCACCUCAAACCCACCACCUUCCGGCACACUCCCCGCUCCCGCACCGAGUUCUUCGCAGGCUGCAUCGAGACGAACUUCGACACAAAUGCUACCCCCUCCUCUUCCCCAGAACAACAGUUUACCGAGCUCGCCUCGGCCUGCACAGGCUACAAUGAUGGACAAUACCGGGGUUGGCGUUGGACCAGGGCCCAUUAGACACCCUCGGCCUCUCACUGCAGCGGAAUUACACUUGGAAUUAGAGAAAGAACAAGAGAGCAUUGUCAAUCGUCUUACACGCGAACUAUCUGCUCUGCGUGCCCAGACAGCAUCCGUUGCUUCUACAACCUCGUCCACAUCCGACCAUUUCUUCUCUUCCAAUGACCCGUAUAUGUCCACGACUGGUACUGCUGCAACAAUCAUCCCAAUCACUGCGCGUCGUCAUCGAUCUUCUUCGAACUUGUCCACACGCUCCGCGCGAUCCAUUCGGGACAGUCUUGCCAAUGCUGCCAAUACCAGUGUCUCCGGUGUCGCCGCACCUCGAGAUCAAAGCGUCCAGGCAAGCAGUCGCCCUAGUAUGGAAAUCACCCGACCAGACGUAAGUCGUCAAAAUUCCACGUCCGCGUCAGGCUUCCGUUCGAGUUCUAUCACCUCAUCACCGCACAUGAGCCAGAGUGCUUAUGCAUAUCCACAUCGGAGCUCUGUAUCUUCAAAUGCGCUGAACUUGACGACAUCUGCAGCAGACUCUGCGCCUUCGUCUGCCUUUCCUCGGAGUCCAAGUUCCAGCGCUGCCGUCGCGGCCGCGAGGUAUGAGGAGGCUGCCCUUCAGCGUGCAGAGCUUGAGGCCGUUAAGCGUGAGAAUGAGGUUCUCCGGGCAAGGGUGAAGGAAUUGGAGAAGAGCCUCCAAAGAGCAAAUGAGACUUCUAUUUCUGCUUCCUCAUCAUAA
Messenger RNA from Rhinocladiella mackenziei CBS 650.93, 963 nucleotides. RefSeq lists its product as uncharacterized. The coding region runs from base 1 to 963 and encodes 320 amino acids. The record is from RefSeq and is a predicted model, not a curated record. The transcript is spliced from 3 exons. Lineage: Eukaryota; Fungi; Ascomycota; Eurotiomycetes; Chaetothyriales; Herpotrichiellaceae.